This is a messenger RNA of Ectocarpus sp. CCAP 1310/34, 6163 nucleotides long. The record is from the annotation of a GenBank genome assembly. Lineage: Eukaryota; Phaeophyceae; Ectocarpales; Ectocarpaceae.
GUUUUUGUUUUGUUGUUGAGAUGAGACACAAGCGCGCCUUCGCCCCUUGUGCUCACUCUCAUCUAGCACCCAUCAAAGCCUGACCAGGGAGUCAGUUGAUAAGAAAAUCUAUCUACAUUUCUCUUUCCAGAGCUCGCUCGGGCCUACCGAUCUCACAGCAGUGUAGACCAACCUCUGUGAUAGAGCGGUGACAGCAGUGUAACCUCUGUGGUAGACUACAAAGUCUACGAGCUACAGCAGCACCGCCACCUCCGCUGCUGCAGGACGCCACAUUCUGUGAGGUUAUGAGCCUCGCUUUACGCGAACACUAGGAGCUGCGGACGUCACGACGGAGGUCAAGACAUCCUACUGCUGUGGACUACAACAUCCGUCUGUGGACUUCGAGCGGAAAUCUGGAUUCGGAGAUUUGGGAGAUCAUCAACGGUCAGCGGAAACGAAAGUGAGCGCACUACUUGGUCAUCUACACCAAGGGGCUGAGAGUUCAUUAUACACACACGUUAUCACUGCUGCAACAGCAGUAGUGGGUACCUCUGUGGUGAACAAACAGCAAAGUGUUGCGCGGGAAGCCUCGAUUUAGACAUUGAGCAAAUACUUCUGCGGCGGAGACAGGAGGGAAGACUGUAUCAACAGCGAAAGUCGACCGGGAACCGUAGUCCUAUUCACCGAUUCCCUAAGUGAGGAAAGGGUAUCAGGAGCGGGGUCGCAAAUUGGCCUACAACCGGAGUUCUAUUCACCAAUUCUCUAUCUAGGUGAGAAAAGGGUUUCAGAAGCGGGGUCACGAAUCGGCAACCGGAGUCCUCUAUAUCAAUAGAAGGAGCGGGGCUGGAAAAAAUCUCAGCGACAGAUAGCCGAGUAAUACACCAACAAAAAUAUUCAAGACGAGAUCAUCAGGAUAAAACCAGAAAUGGAAGCAAAAUCGGAAACUGGAGGCGGAGGCAGCAUCUGGAGUGAUGGAUCCACAAACCUGGCCAACGUCAUCAGAGGACUCCCCAAGUUCGAUGGAACGAAACCAGAGGACUUCAACGACUGGAUGAAGAAAUUGGGUGUAGUCGUCGGCGUUACUCGGAGGGACAUCAUGCCACUUCUCAAGGGAAUGCGCAGGCCUGAUCCCUCGGACACCACCUUCGCCGCAUACGAGAGAGCAAACGAAGACCUCUACGCAAUCCUAUUCUGCCUCGUCGAACUGCCGGCUGCACUAACCGUACACAAGCACGAAGACGACACCGGCCUUAGCGGCGACGGGCAGGCAGCAUUCGCGGAACUGAAGGCCAACUACAAUCGAGUGACAGAUGAAGUGAUCAGGGCUAAACUGGACGACCUGGAAAGGACGGUCAUGGAGCCAGGAGAGAACCCGGACGAUUUUUUCAACAAGAAACACCGCCUCCGCUCUCAACUAGAGAAAAUGGGGGAAACCAUCUCCGAUCGCCGCUUCAAGGACAUCUGUGUGCAAGGUUUCUCCGAGGACUACAAGGACAUCAAGAUGAUGGUUUUCCGCGACCCAUCAUUCGACGUACAACAGAUGCAAGCCACCAUGCGCAACAUCUUCCUUGACGAGCAAAUGCGCAAGAGAACCAAGGGCCAAAUCGCUGGCCGCGGAUUCGCCAUGGCUACCAAGACAUCUGGCCCCAUCUGCUUCGAGUGCAACGAACCGGGACAUGUCAGGAGGAACUGUCCCAAUCGCCAGCGGGAGGGCCAUAGGGCAAAGAAGACGAAGCCUGCGGGAGCAACCAAGUGGUGCUCCGUCCAUAACACCACUACACACUCCGACGAAGAGUGUUACAACCAAGGAGCCAAGCGACCAGAACGCACGGGCAAGGCCUUUUCUGCAUGCACACACUGCGUGCACUGCUCAACCCAGUCAAGAGACAUACAAGCCAAGCCUACCACAACAGAAAUUCCCAAAGAAACAGAGAAGACCGAGAAGGCAGAGAUCGACUUCUCUUACGACGAAGAUGCAUUCAAGGGUGGAUUCAUGUACCAUGCUACAUGCAGCAAGGGAAGCGGACGCACUUUCACGACAACUGCAACUGGGACUUCCGCGCUGGUGGAUUCUGGAGCUUCUGAGACCAUGUUCGACAACCGCCUCAUCCCGAAUGGACGUCUCGAAGAAGAACGCCCGACGCCCAAGAUCAUCGACGUUGCAGGAGAAAGCCAACUACGAGGCACUACCACUGGGAUCCUACACUGCACCAUCAAAGACGACAAAGAACAGCAACUACCCGUCAAACUACAAGGUCUCAUCGUGCCAGGACUAGGCCGGAACAUCUUCGCACCAACGGCCCUUCUCAAGAAGGGCCUCCGAUGUGUCCUGGAAGACAAGACCCCACACCUCACCAUCGGCGGAGAAGUCGUCGUUCCUCUGAAACAAGAGACUCAAGACCAAGGCAUGUGCACCCUCGCCAUCACAUUCAAGGGCGAUCCAGCGUCGACAAGCAAGACACCCCCGAACAACCAAGAACCAGGGCGGAAGCCGAAGUUCGGAAAACCAGAAGCGGUACAGAUCGAUCACACUCCGCACGCGACAUGCUCAGUGGCGAUGAGCGUGAGCGCCGACCUCUGGCACCGGCGCCUCGGCCACAUCAAUCCACGUGCUAUGGAGAUUUUGCGGCGCAACCCCGCCACAGGUGUGAAAUAUGACGGACCUGUAUCCCCGUGCGACAACUGCCAAAUCACGAAGCACAAGAAGGCUCCCGUCCCGAAGAAGACCAGCCGUGUCCUGACCAAACCAGGCCAACUCGUCCAGUUCGACAACAUGGGACCAAUCGACCCGCCUGCGAAGUACAACGGACGCACCUACUCCUAUGUCGCCAAAGCGACCGACGUCUUCACCAGAAUGCGGGAAGUGUACCUACUGCGCGACAGGACCGAAACCACGCAAGCUCUGCACGCCUACAACAUGCAAGUAGCAUCUGAAGGCUACCGCAUCGAGGUUCUACGCUGUGACAAAGGGGGAGAGAACACUGGGGAAGAAAUGCGCAACUACUGUAGGGAGUCUGCGAUCAAGCUGGAAUUCGCCGCGACCAACACGCCCCAAGAAAUCGGAGUGUCAGAAAGGGAUGGCCAGACACUUGCGGCUGUGACUCGAGCUCUACUGCGCGAUGGAGACUUCCCAAAACACAUGUGGGGGGAGCUCAUGAUGACUGCAGCAUACCUGACCAACAGGACCCCACACGCGGCGCUAGGGGGAGCCACGCCGUAUUCCAAGAUGUACAACACAACCCCGGACCUUUCUCGACUUCGUGCCAUCGGCGCCCGCGCGUUCGUUCAUCACGAGCGAUACAAGAAGAAGCUAGACGACCGGACCUUUGAAGGCAAGCUCUGCGGUUACGGACCUGGCAGCAAGACGUACCGGAUCUACGUGGAGGGCAAAGACAAGGUCUACGAGAGCCGGAACGUGACUUUCAUCGAGACUCCACCCAACACCAUCCCCCCUCACCGGUGGGACGACCGUCUCGGAUAUGAACAGGACGUGAUGAACUUCACGUCAUUGCUCGGACGCCGUACCUCUACGGGCGACGAAGACAACAAAGUGGACUACGGAACACAAUCAGAGCUCCUGCUGCACGAGAUGCGCAACAUGCAGCAAGACAACAUCAGCCGAGCAGAACUUCGCCAAAACAACGCGGGCAUGGAUUCCGACAACUACUUUGCUGCUGGGGGAGCUGACAGCAACAACAACCCGCGGACUACGACACCAUCCAGGACAUCGCAGGACACGACACUCGAAUCACCCACGACGCCAACAGACACGGACUCCCCUUCGCCAGCCCCGAUCCCAAUGCGUCGAUUAACGGUGACCCGUCCUGCCACGCGCACUCACCAACCCACAGAUGACCCUAUCGACCCUUCAUGCAUCCCGAAAUCUCUGGAAGUGAACAUGAACGACAGGGGCCGCUCUGCCAUGGCUGUCAGCCACCCCGACCCACUGGAGCUCACCGAGGAUCAACUACUCGAUCUCACCCACCAAGCGCAGCAACGAUGCCCUACUGACGCGGCGGAUUUUGCUCACCUGGAUGAAGACCCCUUCGCCGAAGUCCGGGCGUAUGCUUACGCCACGGGCACCUCGAGCAAAGGCCGCUUCAAGGCCCGCUUAGUCGCGGGGGGACACCGCCAACGAGCAGGACGACACUUCGGAAGGAACUACGCUCCAGUAACCCGAUUGGGUAGCAUCCGCAUGCUAUUCGCCAUCGCUUGCGAACACGGAUGGGAGGUGUACCAAUUGGACGUGGUAGCUGCAUUCCUGAACGCGUACACCGACAGAGACGUCUACGUCAGGCCGGCGCCAGGCGACGAGGAGAGGGACCCUACGACAGGUGAAAUGAUGGUCUACAAACUGGAGAAAAGUCUGUACGGCCUGUCACAGUCCCCGUCACUGUGGAACGACGCCAUCAAUGACAGACUCAUCAUCUUCGGCUGGCAGCGCACUCGCUCUGACCCCUGUGUCUACAUCUUCGUAAGCGGGGACGAACUCACAAUCCUCGCGAUCUACGUCGAUGACAUCCUCAUCACGGGCGGAAACAAGGAGAUCGUAAGCAGCAAAAAGAAGGAACUCAUGGACAGCUUCGAAAUGACAGACAUGGGAGAGGUCAAGCGCGUAAUCGGCAUCGAAGUGCAGCGGGACUACGAACAUGGCACACUAGCCAUAUCGCAAGGACCCUACGCGAGAGAUAUCCUACAGCGAUACGGAAUGGAACAGGCAAACCCGGUCAGCACCCCCGGGUAUGGAGCAGAACUAUCAACCGAGCAGCCACAAGACCAACUACUCGGACCCGAGGACAAGCAGAGAUUCCAGGCCAUCACCGGGAGUCUCCUGUACCUUGCCCAAUGCACCCGCUACGAUCUGUCAUACGCAGUGCACCAACUGACACGGGCAUGCGCAAACCCAGCACAGGUCCACAUGGCUGCGGCCAAGCACCUACUACGGUACCUACGCGGAACGCCGGACCUGCCGAUCGUGUACAAGAAGGGGCAGUUCAGACUCUCGUGCUUCACUGACUCGUCAUUUGGAGCCAACCCAGACAACGGCAGGUCUACCACCGGAUACCUGUUCUUCCUAGGAGGGGGACUGAUCAGCUACGGAGCCAAGGCACAGACUCUCGCAGCACAGAACACCGUGGAGGCCGAACUUCAAGCGCUGAGCUUCAGUGCUCGCGAGGCAGUCUACAUCUCCAACUUCAUGACGGAAAUCGGAUUCAAGACCUUUCGAUCGGUACCCAUCAACAGCGACAGCACCGGAGCAUUGACUGUGGCCAGCAACGCGAUGUUCAGCUCUAGAACCAAGCACAUCGCGCUCCGGUUCUUCUUCCUCAGGAACUCACGAAGGGGCACCGGAUCACUCUUCACCACCAACCUAGUGCCACGAUGUUGGCGGACAUCGCGACGAAACAUCUCCCGAAGCAGCGAUUCGCCACCACCAUGCAACUCAUCAAGGACUACAAGCGCUAGAAGAUAUUAAGCACAAGAUCGCAUAGUAUGGUUGAAUGUUUUGGACGCGUGUAUUGCUCACAGGAUGGAUUAACUUAUGUGGAGGUCGAUAUUCUUUGAUGUGGAUUGGGAAUCGAGGGGUCGCAAAAAUGGCAGCGAAGUGAAGUUUUGGAACAUCGGCUACUUGCCUCAUCGAGGGGUCGUGUCGAGGAAAACUGUUACAACGUAGUCAGGCACAGUUUACCAUAGGUGCGACUGCGGCAACUAGCAGCCUUCCGUAGACAUAAUACAGAAAGAAGAGAUGGUACUCAGCAGAGAACAUGAGCACAGAGUUGUAGCGGAGAUAUGUUGGCAGGCGAGACUGUAGUUGUUUUAUUGUUCCGAACCCCGAAAUUCCGGUACUCGGGCCAUUACUCCGGAGACCCUCGGAACCUGCUGUGUUUUUGCUGCUUGUUUUUUGUUUUUGUUUUGUUGUUGAGAUGAGACACAAGCGCGCCUUCGCCCCUUGUGCUCACUCUCAUCUAGCACCCAUCAAAGCCUGACCAGGGAGUCAGUUGAUAAGAACAUCUAUCUGCAUUUCUCUUUCCAAAGCUCGCUCGGGCCUACCGAUUUCACAGCAGUGUAGACCAACCUCUGUGAUAGAGCGGUGACAGCAGUGUAACCUCUGUGGUAGACUACAAAGCCUACGAGCUACAGCGGCACCGCCACCUCCGCUGCUGCAAGACGCCACAUUCUGUGA